Oncorhynchus gorbuscha (pink salmon) is the source of this 3433-nucleotide messenger RNA. Its product is annotated as myelin protein zero-like protein 2. The transcript has 4 exons. Gene Ontology annotation, cellular component: membrane. The record is from RefSeq and is a predicted model, not a curated record. Lineage: Eukaryota; Metazoa; Chordata; Actinopteri; Salmoniformes; Salmonidae. Bases 396 to 1220 code for a protein of 274 amino acids. Gene Ontology annotation, biological process: cell-cell adhesion.
GUGCAUUGCUACUGCCUGCACAUGCAUGCACAAUUGGAUGGAAAUUACCGGAAGAAAAACUGAUUUUGCCUGCGGGUAAAAGUAGGCCUGUAGCAGCAGUAGGAAUACUUUACACAUAGUUUUGGUCAAACAGGUUUGACAAGACUGUACACCACCCGCCCUCCAGACUGGCAAAGGCAAAAAGUGUGUGAUGCUGCUUAUUUAUGACGCCGCCUACAGUCCUAGUGCGCACAUCGCCUGUGCUUUCAUACUCCCGAGUCCAUAGCGCUAAAUUACUUUAUCAAAAGCCUGUUGAGGUAAUCCUUGCAUGACCCUUAAAACUUUCAAUUUUGGAGGUUUCUAGUAACUGUUUGACAUUUUGUCAGUCUUUAAGGCCUGAGCAAACUGCCAAUCCGAUGUAUCGGACAUGGCUACAGUUCCUCGCGCUUCUGGGUGGAUUUGCAGUGCCAGGUGUGCUGCGAGUCGGUGGGAUGGAGGUUUUUAUGUCCAAUGAGGUGGAGGCAGUGAACGGGACAGAAGUGAAACUGAAGUGCACCUUUAAGUCCAAACACCCCGUGUCCCUCUCCUCUGUGAUUGUCUCCUGGAACUUCCGUCCCUUGGCCCCGGGAGACGAGGAGUCGGUGUUUUACUACCAGGAUACGGCAUACCCCCCUACAGAGGGGCGGUUUAAGGGCCAUGUGGUGUGGUCGGGGGACAUCCUGAGACAGGACGCCUCCAUCAGCCUCCAGGACGUUCCCUUCACCUUCAACGGUACCUACACCUGCCAGGUUCGCAACCUGCCUGACGUCCACGGCAUCAACGGAGAGGUCACCCUCAGGGUCGUCCACAAAGUCUCCGUCUCUGAGAUAGGCAUGCUGGCUGUAGCCAUCGGGGCAGCCAUCGCCAUAGUCCUGGUGGUGCUGGGCAUCUUUGUGGUGUUCAAGUACCGCAAACUCAACCGCCACGCCAACACAGACCUGGAGCUGCAGGGGAGGGAACUGCAGGAGAGAGAGUUAAAUGGCAGGGUCCUAGAGGAGAGAGAGCUAAAUGCCAGGGUCCUAGAGGAGAGAGAGUUAAAUGCCAGGGUCCUAGAGGAGAGAGAGCUAAAUGGCAGGGUCCUAGAGGAGAGCGAGUUAAAUUCCAGGGUCCAAGAGGAGAGAGAGCUAAAUGCCAGUGUCCUAGAGGAGAGAGAGCUAAAUGCCAGGGAGAAGAAGGAGUGGAAGGACCCUACAGUGUGUUGAGGGGUCUAGGGGGGUCCAGGGGUCAGGGGCAAAUCCCCUCCCUACCUUUGCUGGUGUGGGUGAGGUGUCCUGUUUGUAUGGACUGGUCUCUGACUAGAGGGGCUGGCCAUUCCAGGUCCACUCUGUUUGGGAGGACUGAUGAGGGGGGGUCCUGCUUUCUUCUACCGUCUGCUCACAUGAGUCGCCAUUCAGACUCAACUUGCUACUGUAGUUGAACUUAACCCAGUAUUAGUGAUCCCUUUACAUUCCACCACUUUUCCAGGCACCAUUUCAUGUUUUUUAACAAACAGCUAUGUUAUUUAAUUUUAACUAUGUAGUAUUAUGACUACCAGUAGUCUAUUUGAGUCAAUUAUUUUACUGAGUAAUAGUCCAAGAGAUACCAGUAUGUUGGAGGAAUUUUUAAAAACCAAAAUUGCUGUUCUUUGGAACUUUUUCACUAACAUCAACUCACACUGGGACUGCUGGCCCAGCUGCCUGGCCUGGCCUAUGUCUCUGUCUGUGCUUCUCUACAUUAACUCACACUGGGACUGCUGGCCCAGCUGCCUGGCCUGGCCUAUGUCUCUGUCUGUGCUUCUCUACAUUAACUCACACUGGGACUGCUGGCCCAGCUGCCUGGCCUGGCCUAUGUCUCUGUCUGUGCUUCUCUACAUCAACUCACACUGGGACUGCUGGCCCAGCUGCCUGGCCUGGCCUAUGUCUCUGUCUGUGCUUCUCUACAUCAACUCACACUGGGACUGCUGGCCCAGCUGCCUGGCCUGGCCUAUGUCUGUCCGUCUCUGUGCUUCUCUACAUUAACUCACACUGGGACUGCUGGCCCAGCUGCCUGGCCUGGCCUAUGUCUGUCUGUCUGUGCUUCUCUACAUCAACUCACACUGGGACUGCUGGCCCAGCUGCCUGGCCUGGCCUAUGUCUCUGUCUGUGCUUCUCUACAUUAACUCUUGUUAGAUAUGGCUGAAUUGGCACCAGCUGCAGUCUCCUGAUGUGGUGGCAUCCAACUCAACUAGCAGACUGGUUCAGCAACUCUUUGCUCCAGUAUCCAUCUUCUUCUUCAUCACAUUUGGGAUGGUAGCCAUUUGUUCCAAAUUCGUUUACACAAUUAUUUUACCACUUGAAUAAUCAACAUACAGUUGAGCUCAUGGCUCAUAUGGACAUCAUUCCAAAAUUGUUUUUGACUGCCAAUUUAGCGAGUAUUUUUUUGUGGUUAUGGUCAAGGUCCCAUGGUGAGUUAAGUCAGUGAAACACUUUUGUUAAACCUGUGGCAUCUGGGGGUUGCUAAGGUAAGGGAUAGGGCAGCCCUGUAUCUGGCAGUGGCUAAUGUUAAGGCUAAGGGCAUUGGGCAGCAAGGCUUUUGGAAGCUUUCCAGGAGUUUUCAGUGACUAUCUGACAUUUAGUUUUCCUGGCCAACGCUCUCCUGCUUCCUGCAAAAAUGACAACUUAAAUGACUGCCUAUUACUUCUGGAUAUAAAAGGAACUGUGAUACAUCUUUGAAUGUAGAAGAACCCCACCAUUCCAUGAAGAAGCCUGUUUACCACGAAGAAGCCUGUUUACCAUGAAGAAGCCUGUUUACAAUGGAGAAGCCUGUUUUCCAUGAAGAAGCCUGUUUUCCAUGGGUUCUGUCAUUUUUGUGAACUGAUGUUGCCACCAUUUGUCCAUUAUAGGAAGCAGCUCCAUCUUUCUCCCUCUGUGUCCACACUGAGGAUAAUGGGUGUUGUGGUCUCAAAGGUUUCUCCCUUUCUCAUAUUCUGCCUCUCCUGUUGUAUUACAAAGCUGCCUAUGAGCCAAAUGAACAGAGGAGUCUAUCCAAGACACUGCCAACACCCCAGUCUGCCGCUCACUCCUACAGUGUACAUGAGUAUGACUUUCCGUUUAGGAGAAACAUGAAGAUGUCACUGUACCAAUCAUGAGGACAUUGCCAGUCCAUUCUAGCAGGAGACUCUACAAGGUGCUGGUUCUGUUCACCUGCUUGUGCAGUUAUCCAAUCUGAUGUGUUCUGUUCCUUCUGAUCUAUAUCUGCCACCAGCCAGACCCAUUACCCUCCCAUGGGACUGGAAACCGUAUUCUCCUGGUAAAGAAUUCCAUGAAUGAUUCUAUUGAUUUAUUUCAUGUAUGCGUUUGUAAAGAUCAAAACUGUAUAUUUUAUCACACGUUUUAUAAGGUUGAGAGAUUUAUUUUAUUGUGUGUUUUUCAAUAAAAUAAUGCUUGUUUUGAUGGUU